AUCACGUAUUACGACAUGCUCUAACGUUUGGCCUAGUACUAAUAGUAAUAGGCCCAACUUUACAUCUUACAAACGAUAACUUGUAAAGUCGGGAACUUAGCAGGUGACAUCUGAGCGGUAACCUAUAAUCUGUAGUGACACAGUAGUAGUUAGCGUAACUAAUACUAAUCAUUAAUGUCGCAUUAGUGAUUCAUCAAAUUUUUACUGUUACCAGAUGUCCAGAAUAAAAAAACUUGCUGGGCAGAUCUUCACAUCUCAGUUCCUAAGGCUGCCCAAUGACAGGUUAAGAAAACAUAGCAGAGAAAAAGAGGGAACAUUGUAAAGUAUUGUGUCUUUCUCAGUGCUACCAUAAGGUACAAGUUUUCCUUGUAAAAAUGCCUAACCUCAUUGUGGAUGGAAUUAACAUAUCAGAAUUAACAGACCAGCAGUUGUUUAUGUCACUCAGAAAUGCUGGAGUAGAUGUAGGGCCAAUUACUGGUUCAACAAGAGCUGUUUAUGAAAGAAAACUGGCUCGUAUCCUUCAAGGUGAAAGUUAUUCUGAUGAUCCAUUUGAAAACGAAUUUGAUGAGAAUCAGUGUUCUAUAACAGAUGAAAGAGCUUGGACAAGUAUAAUACAGGUAACACACAGACGACCAGUGUCAUCAACCGACAGUCCUCAAUCAGUAGAUCAUCAUAGUAGUCCAGUUUAUGGCCAGAAAAGGUUGGAUGAUGAUGAUGGUUUUGCAUCAGGUAACUUAAGAAGUAUACAAAAUGUUGAACAGCCCUCAUCAACAAGAUCCCAGCUAGUUUUUUUGUGUUUCUCAAUGAAAACAGUCAUUAUAGCAGCAGUUCUGAUCGUAAUUGUUCUGUUAUAUCUGAAUGCUUAAAACCUUGUGAGCAUCAGCAUUCCGGACAUUUAACAAUUGCGUAAUGAUUGUCAUUUAUGCUUAACAUAUUAAUACUUACAUACAGUUUAUUAAAAUAUUUUGAAGUUUGAUCAAAGUCAGCAUGGUUUCAGUUUUGUUAUCUUCUAAUGUGAAAACAUAUAUAUGCAAACAUGUAACACAUAAAAUUGAUGCAUAAAGGAACAAUUGUAAAAAUAGAUAAACAUGUGAAGUAAUUAGCUGUUCAGUCUAAAAUGAUCUUUUAUCCAUUUUCAUCAUUCAUUUUUUAUUUCCCCACAUACUAUAUUUUUGUUGGAUUAGCUUGCAUUGUUUUGGCUCUGUUUAAAACAGUUUGUGCCUUAACUGAGUAAAAUGGUAUUUGAUACAGCAGAUGUAUUUAUUUGGAUUAAAUAGCUUGUAAUUAAAGAACAAAUACAGAAA
Messenger RNA from Limulus polyphemus (Atlantic horseshoe crab), 1304 nucleotides. RefSeq names its product emerin homolog 1-like. Bases 375 to 866 code for a protein of 163 amino acids. Lineage: Eukaryota; Metazoa; Arthropoda; Merostomata; Xiphosura; Limulidae. The record is from RefSeq and is a predicted model, not a curated record. The transcript has 6 exons.